AUGAAACCGGUAAUCAUUUUGACACUGUGCUUAAAACUGGCACUCGCUUAUCAUGAUCCUGAUUUGAACUACCACCUAAGCCAAGUACAAAGAGUAACUAACUUUGACCACGGUUAUUCAUAUUCUGCACCUGCCGUACAAUUGACCACCACCGGAAUCAAAACUGCAGCUGCGUCAGCUCCUGUCGUUUCUCAACCAAUCAUUCAAGCGCCUGCCUAUCAAUAUUCUGGUCAAGCAGGAUAUUCAACGGGCAUCACUUACCAAUCUGCUGCUCCAAAAAUCACCUACGCUGCACAGCCUGCCGCGUCUUACCAAAGCUUAUCGGUUGCAUCAAAUUACGCUACUGCCCAAGAAUAUAACAGAAAGGAAGUACAUGGUUACGCAACCUCGGCUGGACUAUCAUCAGGCGAAACACUCGGCAGGGCAAUAACUCCUUCAGCGACAUAUGCCCAUGCACCGAUCAUUGCCAAAGUAACCGCGGCUCCUCUCAGAGCAAAAUUCGAAUUCCUUCCGGCUAAGACUUCAUAUGCUUCACAAAACUUUAUACAUCAUGCACCGUAUACAGGAUCCCUUGCAAAAGCUUCCCUGUACUCCAACAGCAAUGUACAUGUCGGACCCGUAGUAUCGGAGGUUUAUGCCGCUCCCUCUGCUGGUUACGCGACGUCACCUGCCUUGAAAGUACAGCAAGAUUCUCAAUAUUUAGCACCUGUACAAUAUUCCUCCGUUGCAGCGCCAGCUGAAGCCCAGUACCAACAAGUGGCUCAGGUAGCUCCUGCAGUCUCGCAAUAUGCUACGCCUUCACUCUCACAUGGAUCUUCUUCAGUAGUUUCAUCACAAUAUUUCACGCCUGUCGUAUCACAGUACGACAGUGCCAAUACCGCUCAGUACUCUACACCUCUCGUCGCACAAAACACGGUUCAAACCCAGUACUCCUCGCCAUCAGUGUCACAUUAUGCAGCACCAGCAGUAGCUCAACAUUCCGGAGCUUUUCAGCGGCACUAUUCAGCGCCAGCUACACCUAUUGCCGUCAAAAAUGUGCACAAAGAUUUUUUGGAGAAUUACGACGCCAACCCGCGCUAUGCUUUUGAGUACAGUGUCAACGACCCCCACACUGGAGAUAUUAAGCAACAGAAGGAGGAGAGAGACGGAGAAGUCGUUAAAGGUCAGUAUUCUCUAGUGGAGCCGGACGGCUCCGUGCGUACCGUGAACUACGUCGCCGAUUGGGACACAGGUUUCCACGCCGACGUACACAACAGCAAAGACAAGCAACAUUAG
Arctia plantaginis is the source of this 1275-nucleotide messenger RNA. The record is from the annotation of a GenBank genome assembly. Lineage: Eukaryota; Metazoa; Arthropoda; Insecta; Lepidoptera; Erebidae.